Messenger RNA from Suillus bovinus, 1175 nucleotides. RefSeq lists its product as uncharacterized. NCBI's taxonomy places the organism in Eukaryota, Fungi, Basidiomycota, Agaricomycetes, Boletales, Suillaceae. The record is from RefSeq and is a predicted model, not a curated record. Bases 287 to 895 code for a protein of 202 amino acids. The transcript has a single exon.
GUUUGGCUUAUUUGUGAUCGAUUGCGGAUACCUCUACUGCUAAAACUUUUAUACAACCUGCUUCAAUUGACAUGCAACCCGAACCGGUUAUCUCUGCCGAUCUUCUACUCCCGACUCCGGCUAUCUUUCCGGUUCGGGCACAUUUGUUACCGACACUCUUACACUGCCGACUCGACAUCUGGCUGUCUUCACUUGCUCUAAUUCUGUGUCAUGCUUCUUGAUUUCUGAUUCUACCGGCUUGGCAAACCCCGUCCUGCGACUCGGCUAUAUCCACGUUCUAUACUCCAUGCGAACGUUCUACACACUAUACCCACGUUCUACACGCCUUCGUCGCCUUGCUUUCUCGCCUGCCUGUACGGUGUCUUUGGACUUGAUGCCUCGUGAAAAUACACGCACCGACAAUGAUGAUGAUUUUGCUUGCCUAAUCGACUUGCUUCCCGUCCGGCGCUCUGCAUGUUCCAUCUUUUCGGCUCCGCGAUACUUCACCCCACUAACUACUGCUACGUAUUUUCUACCUCAUUCAUUGAUUUCUGACUUUGCGCUCUCACGAAUGUCACUGCAGAACUGGAGCAUGUACACAUUGCAAACGUCUGAAGGUACGUUAUCGAUCUUGUUACACUUCCAUUCCGUGUAUUAUGGUGUUAUGAUUGAUUGCUUACCAAAUUCUUCGUCUCCUAUCUAUCAUGAAUUGAUCCUUACAAUCAACGACACGAUUUAUGUCGUCACAUCUCCGGCCUACCUUUGCUCCGAACAUGCCUUGGUGUCUCGCCUGCCUCGACGGAAACUCGUGCCCUCACUUUCGGACCUCCUUAUGGACCACCGCUUCUCCUUUCUGGGGCUGUUACGCGUCCUUCACAUGGCAUCAUUGUUGCUGCCACAACUGAAAUUUGUUUAACCUCCGGUGAUGGCUCGUAAUUCUCCAUACCUGCGGACUUCCAUCCACAUCUUCUGAUAUUACAAAUGUUCGCUGCUCGGUCCCUGUCCUCCACUCGGCACGACGCGAAUGUAUGAAUAUACCCCGCAAAUUUGUGCGCCGUGUUGCCGGCGCCUGAAUCCUUUGAUUAUCGGAAUCUGAUCUCCCGAAAUGGACCAUACUCCUGAUGUCAUGUGAUUGCGACUGACUUCAUUUGAAUGAUCCGCACAUAUUCAUUCGAUCUGUUACAUCGGUUUGUAUU